AUGAGCAGUGAGAGGUCUCGGAGCGAGGUGCGGCUGGACCGGCGUCCCCUGGGCAAGUCCCCCGCCUCGUCCUCCUCCGGGCUCCGGUACCUCCAAGCGCGCUGGUCUGAGUUACGUCACCGCCUCUUAUGCAAUGGCAGCGGUCUGCCUGGCAAUGGGCCACGGAUCGAUACCAAAAUUUGCACAGAGUGGCACACAGACACACAGACACACACACACACACACUUACCAUCUGUGUAUCUGGCGAGGAGGCCAAUAGACUGCAUCACAAACAAAGAACAAACCCCUUUUUCCACCUACCCAAAAUCGACAGGAAAUGACGCCCCAGGCCAGCUGGACCAGACGGUCAACUGUCCAUCGACCCAGACUUCCCUCUUCCCGGCUACUUCGUCCAGCUGCUUCCGGCAGAUCCUGAGAAGCCAGUUGAGUGUCCUGGGUCUUCCCCGAGGCCUCCCACCAGAUCCUGAGAAGCCAGUUGAGUGUCCUGGGUCUUCCCCGAGGCCUCCCACCGGUCGGACAUGCCCUGAACUGGGAGGCAUCCUGACCAGAUGCCCGAGCCACCUCAUCUGGCUCCUCUCAAUGCAGAGAAGCAGUGGUUCUACUCUUGAGUUUCUCCCGGAUUGACAGUACUUCUCACCUUAUCUCUAAGGGAGAAAUGCAAUUCGGAUUCUCGUGCCCACGAUCUUGUCCUUUCAGUCACUACCCAAAGCUCAUGGCCAUAGGUGAGGGUAGGAAUGCAGAUCGGCCGGUAAAUUGAGAGCUUUGCCUUUUGGCUCGGCUCUCUCUUCACCACAAAGGACCGAGGCAGAGUCCGCAUCACUGCAGAUGCCGCACCAAUCCGCCUGUCGAUUUCACGUUCCAUCCUUCCCUCACUCGUGAACCCUGAGGUACUUAAACUCCUCCCGACCCGUAGACGGAACUCCACCCUUUUCCAUAGAUUCAAUAAUAUCUUGUGCCCAUAAAAC
This is a messenger RNA of Dunckerocampus dactyliophorus (ringed pipefish), 965 nucleotides long. RefSeq lists its product as uncharacterized. Lineage: Eukaryota; Metazoa; Chordata; Actinopteri; Syngnathiformes; Syngnathidae. The record is from RefSeq and is a predicted model, not a curated record. The coding region runs from base 1 to 624 and encodes 207 amino acids. The transcript is spliced from 3 exons.